This is a messenger RNA of Leptidea sinapis, 3654 nucleotides long. Its product is annotated as protein AAR2 homolog. The transcript is spliced from 5 exons. The record is from RefSeq and is a predicted model, not a curated record. Gene Ontology annotation, biological process: spliceosomal tri-snRNP complex assembly. NCBI's taxonomy places the organism in Eukaryota, Metazoa, Arthropoda, Insecta, Lepidoptera, Pieridae. Bases 155 to 1333 code for a protein of 392 amino acids.
AGAGUAAUAAAUAUAUUCUCAAUUCUUUGUUUACGAGUUCAUGCUUGUUUUACAAAAAUGCAAAUAGGAUUUUUAAGAAAUCUAUAAUCUCGAUUAUUAAGUAUUAACUCUUAAACAUAACGACAGAUUGUAUUUCUAUAACUAGGUACAGGAAAUGGACCAAGCAACAGCCAAAAAACUUCUGAUAGAAGGCGGCACUUUUGUAUUUCUUGGAGUGCCAGAAGAAACUCAAUUCGGUAUUGACAUGCAGUGUUGGAAUACAGAAGAAGACUUCCGAGGCAUAAAAAUGAUUCCGCCAGGAUUACAUUACAUACACUAUGCUGCUGUGAGUAAAAGCACCGCAGAUAUCUCACCUAGGUCUGGAUUUAUGCAUUUUUUUGAACAAAAAGAAUUCUUAGUCAAGAUAUGGAACAAAGACAAAGAAGACAUUAGUAAAGAUGAAGUGAGCGAUGAAAGUAUACAGACACUUAAAGACAAUUUAUUAAAUUUAGACCGACAUUUGGCACCUUACCCAUAUGAGAUAUGGCAGAAAUGGAGGCUUCUCUCAUCACAAAUAACAAUUGGUUUAGCUAAAAAGUUAUCACCAGAAAGUGGUAUAAUAAGAGCUAACAUGGAGCUUUUACCCACAAGUGACGGCGAUAGACCAAGAGGUGUUAAAACAUUAGAUGAGACUGGAGAGGAGGGGACGACGUCAAAUGCUGGACAAUCUGUUUCUAAGAGAGCUAAGAGGUUAUCUGCACAAGAAAGAGAAGAUGCUAUGCUUCCUGACCUAAAGUGUGUUCCUGGAACUGCAAUGAGAUUUACAAAGUUUCCAAAAGAAAAAUAUCCUCCUGGAUCCUCACCGGAAGAAAUCACCAAACAUUAUUUGGACCAAUCAUACACAUUAGAGCUAAUGAUUUCCCAACAUGAUGAACCACUUCACAUAGUUGGUGAGCUACAGUUUGCGUACCUGUGUUUUCUUAUUGGCCAUUCAUUGGAGGCCUUUGAACAUUGGAAAGACUUGGUUAUAUUAAUGUGUUCUUGUGACAGUGCAAUAAACAAAUACCGUUCAGUGUAUGUUCAAUUCAUCCACACCAUUGAAACACAAAUUGAGGAAAUGCCAGAGGAGUUUUUAGCUGAUAUAGUGAUGAAUAAGAAUGUUGUGUAUAAGAAGCUUCGAGAAUUUUUCCGUAUCGCUCAUGCAAGUAAAGUUGAUGGACGUCUUUUGGCAUUGAUUGAUCGGUUUAAAACGAACUUGACAGAAAAAUUGCAGUGGGAUUUUACUGGGUUGGAUAAAGAUGAAGAUGAUGAAAGACCAGUUAUUGUGAACAUAGAUGAAGCUGAGUUAGAGUAAAGUAAAAAAUCUUUAAUUUUAUGAAUUUACUAGCUGACCCGGCAAACGUUGUUUUGCCAUAUAAAGUAUAAUUCACGCGAUAGUUUUAUAAGUAAUAAAAUAUUGCCUAUAUUAUAGCCUGUACAUCAUUUUGUUCUAUUGUCAAUAGUUUUUGCAGCGCACGCAAAAAUAGGUUUUCGAUUUUACACCUUGUGUUACAAAAUAGCAAUUUUAUUACGGAUCCCUAAUUUUGAAAAAAAAACAUAGCCUAUAGCCUUGAUAAAUGGACUACCCAACACUGAAAGAAUCAUUCAAAUCGGACCAGUAGUACCAGAGAUUAGCGCGUUCAAACAAACAAACAAACACUGCAGCUUUAUAAUAUUAGUAUAGAUAUGAAAACUUUCUGAGACCAGUUGGAUCCAUAUCAAAUCCAUAAAAAAGAAAUCCUCUUAUAUCGACAUAUGAUCAUCAGGGAGCGUACAUAUCAUGCCGAUGACAGGCGUAUGACGCCAAGCUACAUACAGGAUGGUAAAAAACGAAUUGUUGGUUUUCAUGACUAUCUCCUCAAUUAAGCGUGUUAUUUAGAGAUAAAUUAAUUAGUUAUAAUUUAUAACUGACAGAACAGGUACGAAUUACGUAUUUCAAUGGACCAUGAAGUCGAUGUGGAUGGUGAAGAUAUGGUGUUCACUUUUCAUUUAAAUUUUAUGGCAUAGUGUGCCUUGAAUUGCACCCAUAUUGCGUUUUAUAUUUCCAACUUGUUGACUACGGAGAAGACGAAACUGAGAGAUAGUACUUAAUAUCAUAGUGCACAAUAAAGCAUUUUGUUUCCAUCGCAUUAAAUACUUAUUUUUUUAUAUUUCAGAAACUAUUAUGUUAGAAUCAAACGUUAAUAGAGUGUCUUUCACUACGUUUUUUGAAACACUUUGCGUUUUUAUAUUAAUACGUCAUUAUGACGAAACGGGCAUGAAAUGUACGCUCCCUGAUGAUCACUUACGGCCGUUCCUAAUAUUCAGUCUAUAUCUUACUUGAGAUAAAAAUCGUAACUAUCGUUGACUUUUCUGUCCCAAUAUACUUAUCGACGGUAACUCACCUUAUCCAUACACGCUGUCUGUCAAUGGGACGACGUAUACCUUACCAGCGAUACAAGUUUGUAUGGAAAUUGCAAUUCACGCGUCCCAAUAUAAUAAGAAUGACUUAUCGGGUAUAUUGGGACAGCUUCAGAUUAUUGACUGCUAAUUACUGACAGUAGAAGGUAGUAAUUUAGCUCUAUCUGUAGAUAGUAUAUUGGGAACGGCCGAUAAGGAAUAAUAUUUGUCAUAAGGACUAUAUGUUAAUUAUACUGUUUAGUCAGCAAUAUACUUGUACAGUAAAAUGGAUUUUAAGAUCGAACGUGUGUAAGUUUUAUGAUAUAUUGUAAUAAUUGACUCAAAUAACACUAAAGUUGUAUUAAUUUAUUAAAUUCCCAAAAGAUUAUGAUUUAAACUCAUUGUUAUCAUUUCCUAAGUAUGAGUUAUUUGUUUUUCAAGGAAAACAAUUUUGUGUUCGAUCAUUUUGCGCUAUAUAUUGAUGUCAUUGUCUACUGUCAAGUGUAAAGUCAAAUACCCACAUAAACUUUAAAAAAAUUAAAGCGUUGCAUUAGCCACAAUUAUUAUUGUCUAACUAGAAAAUAGAGCCAAAUGAAAAUCAAAUAAAAAAAAAUAUGAUAUAACCACGGAGUAGGGAUAGGCUUAGUAGAAACAGAAUACAAUUCCCAUACUACGAAUUAAAUCGCAUUAGAAGUGUGACAAUGACAAUCAUGAGUAUAUAAGUAUGUAUGUAACGGAAACUUUGAUAAUGAUUUUCACCCACUUGUUGGAUUGAAUUGAAAUUGCACACGCGGGUUUAAUAUUUUAUAUUCCCAAUGACGUUGAAAUAUGGGAAAGCUAAAUAUACUAGCUUUUACAUCGUAACAACAUCAAAAUAAACAAUUUCCGUUACUAGAAUUAGAUUUUUAUUACUUAGAUUGUAUAAAAAUACGCAAGUAUUAGUCGUUACGGAGUUCCAUUGAUCAUCAUAUUUUACUACGACAAUUACUUGACCAUAACGACGUUACGGUAGGUAACUCCGAUCCGGAUAGCAUAAAAAAGAUUCGGCCUAGUAUCGUUGAUCCUAAGAAUUGAAGAGUUUCGUUACUUUGUCAUGGAUCCCAUAUGCAGAACCUAUCCAAACUAUCACCAAACUGCCUUUGAAGUAUAUCCUUUCCAAUAAAAAAAGAAUUAUCGAAAUCGGUUGGCGCGAUAUUGAGUUAUUCGUAAAUUUGUUGCACACAUACAUAUAGCAAAUUGAACACUUUUAUGGUUUUC